GGCAAGUUCUUUAGGUGGCACAAGAUGGGCAAACCCCGUGGUCUGCGUACAGCUCGUAAGCAUGUCAAUCACAGACGAGAUCAGCGCUGGAAUGACAAAGAUUACAAAAAGGCACAUCUUGGUACUAGAUGGAAGGCUAAUCCCUUUGGUGGUGCUUCCCAUGCCAAAGGUAUUGUGCUGGAAAAAGUUGGUGUAGAGGCCAAACAACCCAACUCUGCCAUCAGAAAAUGUGUCAGGGUACAGCUUAUCAAAAAUGGAAAGAAGAUCACUGCUUUUGUACCUAGAGAUGGUUGCCUCAACUGCAUUGAAGAGAACGACGAAGUUUUGGUUGCAGGAUUUGGUCGUAAAGGUCAUGCUGUUGGUGAUAUUCCUGGAGUAAGAUUCAAGGUUGUUAAAGUGGCUAAUGUAUCUCUGCUUGCUUUGUACAAGGAGAAGAAAGAGAGACCAAGGUCUUAAAUUUAUGUAUUUUUAUUGAAAAAGUAAAUAAGCACAAAAAAAACUAAA
This is a messenger RNA of Phymastichus coffea, 504 nucleotides long. It is a transcript of the gene RpS23, whose product is annotated as small ribosomal subunit protein uS12. Lineage: Eukaryota; Metazoa; Arthropoda; Insecta; Hymenoptera; Eulophidae. The transcript is spliced from 3 exons. The coding region runs from base 25 to 456 and encodes 143 amino acids. Gene Ontology annotation, cellular component: cytosolic small ribosomal subunit; ribosome. Gene Ontology annotation, molecular function: structural constituent of ribosome. Gene Ontology annotation, biological process: translation. The record is from RefSeq and is a predicted model, not a curated record.